AUGACCGGUCCCUUCGCCCGAAACGUCAUUGGGUUCGUGAUUGACAUUAACCUUGGGAACAGAAAACUCAUCCGUUUCUCCGGCGCUAUCAUUCCGCUCUCCCUCCGUAUUACCCGGUCACACAAACCCGCAUUUCGGUUUCAGACCAUUUGCACUAUCGUACAUUGCUCUGCCCGAGGUGGAUCCACAGCCCGUCGAGAUGAUUCUAUAAUCCCGCACGCCUAUAUAAAAUUACCAGACUCUCUCCCUCUCCCUCGCCACUUGAAUCUCUCCCCCUCUACGUGA
Messenger RNA from Penicillium roqueforti, 285 nucleotides. RefSeq lists its product as uncharacterized. The transcript has 4 exons. The record is from RefSeq and is a predicted model, not a curated record. NCBI's taxonomy places the organism in Eukaryota, Fungi, Ascomycota, Eurotiomycetes, Eurotiales, Aspergillaceae. Bases 1 to 285 code for a protein of 94 amino acids.